Molecule: messenger RNA, 1617 nt
Organism: Adineta ricciae
Lineage: Eukaryota; Metazoa; Rotifera; Eurotatoria; Adinetida; Adinetidae
Source: the annotation of a GenBank genome assembly
AUGGCAAAUGUAACAGGUGUUGAUGAAAAAACAAGGAAACAUUGUGAACUACGAGGUUUUCUCGUUGUUUCCAUGGAUAAUCAUACUUUUGUUACUAAAUACUGUACGAUCGUCGAUGGAAUCUUUCGUAUACAUAAAUCCCGUUUGAGCGAACAAACGGAUCAUGAAUUGUGCUUGAAACGUUGUAAAUUAUCCUUUCCUGAAGAACGAACACGUGAUAUUCAGUUUGCACUGAUCGAUGAACAAGGCGAAACUAUUUUCAUUCGUGGAAAUAAUAUCUACAGCAUGGGAAGGCUAUUGAACACAUUAGCAAAAUACGUCGAAAUCAAAGGUAGUUCACAAUUUGUCUUUACAGCAGGUGGAAGUACAACAUCGACUCCAUUGAGUAAACAUCGGCAAUCGUCGAUAAGUUCGUCUCAACCCCAUAUUUAUUCCGACGUUGAUAGUUCGUCAGGAACGAUAAAUUGUCCAUCGAAUGGUAAAAAAAUUUAUUCGUCGUCAAGUACUACGAAAUCGAUUCCUACUCCUCAACCUUCAACACCAAUCAUCAAAGCAACUAUCUAUCAUAAUGCAUCGAAAUUACAUAAUAAUGACGGUGAUGAUGGAACAUUAAUUGUACCUGUACGUCGAUUCACGAAUGGAUCAAAUGCGACACCAAUUAGUGAAGCAUAUGAUCAACCUAAAUCUUACGAUAAUGUGGCGGUUAUGUCUACGCCAGUCGAUCGGAAUAAUAAUCAUGUUGUUGUUCCGUCUCAACGACGCGAUAAAAUCAAAAACCAUGAUCAACAUCAACGUUCUGAAUCUCAUUCUUCUCGACCCAAUGGUCAGAAUUCUCAUCGUGCAAAAUCAAAAUCAUCUCGCUCAAACAACGAACAGUCUUCCUCUCCUGAAAACACCGUUUUCUGUCUACGUGUAUCGGACAAUUCCUCCGCUCAACAUCGACAUGCUCGUCAUCGUCCGAAUGCAGUGCCACAUCGUUCACCUAUCCCCAAUACACCAACAGAAUAUGUUAAUAAACUUGCAAAUCUCUUCACAAAACCAUUUGCAUCAUCGACCAUGUCAGUUCCACAGACACCGAAUCUGAAUGAACACCGUACUCGUACGCAAGCCUAUGAUACCGUUCCAUCCUCCCCAAUACCAGUGCCUCGUUUUACACACAGUCAAACCCAAUCGCCAUCUGACACAACCGAUGAGCAACGCAUUCAAUUUCGAGAACAACCGAAACCAAAACGUAUCUACGAUAUUCCAAUAACUAUUGAACGUUCAACUAAGUGUAUUGUUACUCCAUUUGAUCAAUAUCAACGACCAACGAUACGAAAUGCUCGAUCUGUUGAACCAUUACUUUCAUCUGCAAUGACAAGUCAAGAUGAUGGUGACGAAGAAACUCCGUAUGCUCAAGGUUACGAUAAUCUAACAAAAAGCGAAGGAAUUGGCAAAUUUCGUUUCGUCAUUCCAUUCAAUCAUAGUCCUACGUCUGCUUUCAUAUCAUCAAAACCGACACCAAAAUCUAUUAGUUCGUCAUUUAUGACAAUGCGACCACCCUCAUCGAUCCGAAAUGCAAAUAUAAACAACAAUAACAAUUCGAGUACACGUUCGACAUUGAUGACGGCAGUCUAA